UUCCGGGGUCUGUGCCAAGGGCCUCGGGUGGCCCUACUCUCGGUCCCUGAAAAGGAGAAGGCGGUACAUGGGGGAGCUGGCUUAGCUGGAGCUGGGCGGUGCCAGCCUGGCGCGUUGUUUAUUUGCAUUCCAAUCAACCUGCACGUAGCCGGCUAUUUAUGACCCUGGACCUUGGCCGGGCUCCACCGCGGGCGGUUUCCCAGCCUGGAGCUCAGCAAGGUGCCUGUCCCAGGAAGCCCGGAGCUGGGAGGGGAUGGAGGGCUCCUGGUCCCGAGACCCCAUGUGCGGCUGGUGGAAGUGGCCCCGGGACGGCGAGAUGCCCGCGGAGCACAGGGACGUCCUGGUGCUGCUCCCCACACGGGAACGGCUGCGGCUGGUCAUGGGGGUGCAGGCCACCGGGCACGAGCUCUUCCAGCAGGUGUGCGACCUGGCCGGCAUCAGAGAAGCCCACUUCUUUGGCCUCAGUGUGAUAAGAAACAGCGAGCACGUCUUCAUGGAUUUGGAGCAGAAGCUCAGCAAAUACUUCUCAAAGGACUGGAAGAGAGAAAUGCAUAGAGGAAGCGGCAGGCCCGGUGCCCCCUUCGUGGCCUUCCUCAGGGUGCAGUACUACGUGGAAAAUGGAAGGCUUAUCAGCGACAGGAGGGCCAGGCACCUGUACUACUGCCACCUGAAGGAGCGGGUGCUGCGGUCCCAGUGCGCCCACCGGGAGGAGGCCUACUUCCUGCUGGCUGCCUACGGGCUGCAGGCCGACCUGGGCAAUUACCGCGAGCCGGCACACUCGGGCCGCUACUUUGAGCCGCAGGCCUACUUCCCGCAGUGGAUCAUCACCAAGAGGGGCAGCGCCUACAUCCUCCGGCACACGCCCGCCCUGCACCGCGAGCAGCGGGGCCUGAGCCCCAAGCAGGCCGUGCUGCACUUCAUCCGGGAGGCCUGCCGCCUGGAGGACGUGCCCGUGCAUUUCUUCAGGCUGUACAAGGAUAAGAAGGAGGACCGACCUACUAUUGUCCUGGGACUGACCCUCAGAGGAGUGCAGGUCUAUCAGGAGGUGAACCACAUUCCACAGCUGCUCUACGACUUCCCCUGGCACCACGUCGGGAAGCUGGCCUUUCUGGGCAAGAAGUUCGAGCUCUGGCCGGACGGGCUGCCCGCGGCCCGGAAGCUGGUGUACCGCACGGGCUGCCCCUGGCGCUCCCGCCACCUGCUGCGCCUGCUCAGCGCCAGCCACCAGCUGCGCCUGGCCCUGCAGCCCGCGCUGCAGCGGCUGCGGCAGCUGGAGGAGGCCCAAGAGAAGAAGUGCUACCGGGAGUCCUGCAUCAGCGACGUGCUGGAGCUGGACCUGGACCUGGACCCGGACCCGGCCAGCAGGGCGUCCCCUGGCUCCGCUGGCAGCGGGGACAAUGGGGACGGAAGCUGGCGUCCCCCGCACCGCCUCUCACUCCUCUCGUCUGGCAGCCACUGCAGCUCCCACUCGUCGGGCAUCGAGGCCGACUCCCAGCUGGCGGGGCCCACGGAGCCGGGGGAGAUGUCGGUGGAUGAGCCCUUCGUCGGGGCUGCAGCGCUCCGCGGGGAGGAGCCGCCCUGCAGCUCCAGCACCAGCCAGAGCAGCCGUGGCACAGUUGGUGGUGGCAGAGGUGGGCCUGAGGGCGACACCCGGGACCAGGGGGAAGCCUCUCCCCAGCAGCCCUCGGCCGUGGUUCGGGUCACGCUGGUGAGCACGAGGGGCCCGAGCGCUGAGGCCCUGCACCAGGUGCCGGAGGCCCGGGCGGCAGCCGGCCCCGCGGACCCGCACAGCCGCAGCGUGGACGAUGUGCGCCCCGCGCCCGCCCCGCGCUCGGCCCCGCGCCCCGCCCCGCGCAGCUGCCCCGUCCGCCGCGCGCUGGACCCGGGGCCGAGGAGGUCCGUGAACUCCCGCUCCCUGGACGUGCUCGGAGAAGACCAGCUCCCUGAGGAGUUUGUGGUGUAGACGCCUCGGGGCGCCGCUUCACCCCCGCAGGGCCCCGUCCACGCCGCACGGCUCCGCCCACUUGGCACUCUGUCCCUGCAGCGCCGCUCCAUCCACGCGGGGCUCCGUCCACGCUGCUCGGCUCUGUCCAUCUCUCCAUCCGCGUCUCGCCGGCCCUCUCUGCCCUGGAGGCUCCCGCCUCCCACCGCCAGGCUGAACGGGGCCUCUGGCACCGCCCCUUUUACCUGGCGGCUUUGCACCUUCACCUGUCUGAGGGGUGGAGCCAGCUGUGUCAGGCCUGGCGGUGCCGACUAGGUCUCACGUUCCCUGCUGCUCGGACUAUGGCCGGUCCGAGCAUCUUCCGUCCGCGUCUCCAGGAGGCAGAAGCCGAGGUCCGGGGCUCCAGUCUCUGCGCAGUGGCGCGUGGGCCGUGCAGCCUCUAACGCUCGAGGGAAGGUGUCUCAGCUCAGGGGUCCCCAACCGCCCGGCC
This is a messenger RNA of Balaenoptera musculus (blue whale), 2432 nucleotides long. It is a transcript of the gene FRMD1, whose product is annotated as FERM domain containing 1. Gene Ontology annotation, biological process: positive regulation of hippo signaling. Bases 254 to 1963 code for a protein of 569 amino acids. The record is from RefSeq and is a predicted model, not a curated record. NCBI's taxonomy places the organism in Eukaryota, Metazoa, Chordata, Mammalia, Artiodactyla, Balaenopteridae. Gene Ontology annotation, cellular component: cytoskeleton; cytoplasmic side of apical plasma membrane. The transcript is spliced from 13 exons.